CUCGUCAGCCAUCACCACCUGAAAAAAGCUUCAGAGGUUUCGAGCUGUUCGUAUCUUCGCCGGAGACGAAGAGAUGUCGCAAGACGAGUUCGGUUUCUAUAAAGAAGGAAGAGGCCAUGGCUUCCCUUUUGGUUUCGAUGGCUUUCUCUCAUUGCUUCUUAAACCAAAGGACUAUUAUCAGAUUCUCGAGGUUGGUUCUGAUGCCAGUGAUGAGACUAUUCGCUCCAAUUUCAUCCGCCUUGCUUUGAAGUGGCAUCCUGAUAAGAGGAAGGAUGAGGCUGGUGCGACUUCAAGGUUUCAACAGAUUAACGAAGCAUAUCAAGUUCUUAGUGAUCCUGUCAAAAGGCAAGAAUAUGAUGCACAGGGGAUCAGGAACAUCCAGGGCAGCAGUUUAAAUAAUUACCUCAAUCGAAACAAGGGAAUGAUAUUGAGCUGCCAUGGUCUUGGUACGGGAUUUUCAAUGUGGUAGAUUAGCAGCACACAUGUUUCCUGAAAUACAAUCGAUAUCGUAUCCCACUUUAUUCAGAUUAGCGUCUUCGAUGUAGAUAAGCUGUAGCUUUAAGGGUAUUGUUACCCGAAAAAUGCAGUCAUGUAGUUCAAACUAGUGAAGUCACAGUCUUCUUUGUUGUGGCUUUUGUGCUAUGCUAGACAUCUUUAGGGAAUGAAAAAAUUUUGGUUUUUCACUUGA
Messenger RNA from Dioscorea cayenensis subsp. rotundata (Guinea yam), 688 nucleotides. RefSeq names its product chaperone protein DnaJ-like. The transcript has 5 exons. Gene Ontology annotation, cellular component: nucleus; cytoplasm. Bases 74 to 469 code for a protein of 131 amino acids. The record is from RefSeq and is a predicted model, not a curated record. NCBI's taxonomy places the organism in Eukaryota, Viridiplantae, Streptophyta, Magnoliopsida, Dioscoreales, Dioscoreaceae.